Messenger RNA from Cercospora beticola, 1941 nucleotides. RefSeq lists its product as uncharacterized. The record is from RefSeq and is a predicted model, not a curated record. Lineage: Eukaryota; Fungi; Ascomycota; Dothideomycetes; Mycosphaerellales; Mycosphaerellaceae.
AUGUGGACCUCCGGUACGCUCUCGACGUUGCUGUUGACUUGUGCGUUCUCCAAGCUGAGCGCCGCCGACUUCUGGGUCUCGCCAAAUGGGAACGAUGCCAACGACGGGAGUGAAGCAUCACCAUUCGCAACGCUAGAUGCCGCCCGGCAAUCUGUCAGACGAGUCAAUUCAAGCCUGCAGUCCGACUUGUUCGUGAACGUUCUGCCUGGAACUUAUUAUCUCGACAAACCUCUGACCUUCGAGGCUGCUGAUUCUGGAUCCAAUGGUCGCCGCGUAGUCUGGCGCGCCACGGGCGAUGGAGUGAACAUUUCUGGCGGAACUGCAGUCACAGCCUGGUCUGUUCAUGACGCUGGCAAGAACAUUUGGAAGGCCAGCGUACCACAAGGGUCCCGGUCUCGCCAUUUGUACGUGAAUCAGAAGCAUGCAACGCGAGCACGUCAACAACUUGCCCGAUCUGAUUUGAGGCUCACCUCGAACGGAUUCGCAAUCGCGAAUCCUGAUCGACAAUACUUGGCCAGACUCCCGGGCAUCGAAAAAGGCGAGCUUCGCAGUAGAGCUUCUUUCACUGAUCGCUACAUACCAAUCGAGUCCGUCAAUGGCAACGACCUCAUCAUGGCUAAUCCUGCGUUCAAAAACAACAUUAUCGGCUUUGACACGUUCACCGUACCUGCCCACGAGGGUGCACUCUGGCUUGCCAAUGUGCUAGAUCUUCUGGACGAGACGAAUGAAUACUUCUUGGAUGAGGACGCGUCGGUCGUCUAUUACAAGCCUGAUGCUGCCGAUAUGUCGAACCAGAAUGUGGUCCCACCUCGGCUGGAGUAUCUCUUGGCCCUUGCUGGCACGUACGAUGCUCCUGUCCAUGACCUCACGUUCCAGGGUUUCAAUUACAUGCACACAACGUGGAACCAACCCUCUACCAAUCUUGGCUAUGUGGACCAACAGACUGGUGGAUACAUUGGCAGAAACAAGGUCUACGACGUCUUCGAAUCCUCAAGACCAUUCUGGUACCAAGUCCCAGGCUCUAUCCAGGCCAGCGCAGUGAAAGAUGUCUCAUUCCGUGGCGGCAGUCUCACUGCCAUCAUGGGCGGUUUCGGUAUCGGCAAUGAUGCGAAUGCUCAUGCCUCACAAGUCGGUCUCGGAGCAUCAAAUGUUGACAUUACUGGCAUGCUCUUCAAACAAACCGGCGCCAACGCCAUCACGGUUGGUGGUAUUCAAGCCGAUGCCCACCAUCCCAGCGACCCAAGGAUGACCGUACAAGACAUCACAAUCACGGAGAACAUUUUCACCGACGUGGCUUACACUUUCCAGUCCUGCGUGCCGAUAUUCGUCACGUAUCUCACAGGAGCUAAAAUCACCUACAACGAUAUCUACGACGUUCCUUACUCUGGUAUUUGCUACGGUUAUGGAUGGGGAGCCAAUGACCAGGGUGGUAGCGAUGAAUACGAGAAACGGGGUCUCUACCAAUACCAGCCCAGAUAUGACACGCCUACUACGCUGAAAGACGGGCUCAUUUCCAACAACCUCAUCCAGCGAUUUGGAACGGUAAUGACAGAUCUGGGAGCAUUCUACACCUUGGCAAAGAGCCCCGCAACGAGCGUGAGGAACAACUGUGUCGCUCAAAGUGUGGGAUUCGCCGCCGUUUGCACCGAUGAGGGUUCUCGUGACUACGUUGUCAAAGAUAGUACUUUUUUGACAGGCGGCUUUUGGCUGAAUCGAAACGAAAGACCUGGUUAUACGACUGGAAACCUCACUUUCACCAAUCUUGCAGUCCAGGCCGAUCCUCAGAAUGGUUCGAACCAGUGGGGCGAUACCGUUUCGAAUGUUAUUCAAGUUGACGACCAAAACAGUCUGCCCGAUGAGUUCAAGGGCUACUGCAUCAAUGCUGGUAUUCCGCAAGCUCAGCGUGGCAGUCGACCUGCUCAUCGCGGCCCUUUCCAAUAG